UAAGAAGCUAGUCAGACAUCAGUCUCUCAAUUGUGAAAGAUUUUAGAAGUAAUUUUUCUUGCCGUAAAGUAUAUCGUGGCAGAAAUGGCAACAGCGAAAUUCAAAGAAACGUCCCCCUAUGUCAAGCCGAAACCUUCACCACCUGAGGAAGAUUAUCUCUAUAACAAAUACUUGGAAGACAUUGCGUUGAAGACCGAUUCCCGAAACGACCCGAUACUUAAACUGGCCCUAUUUGGUGUGGGUCGUGCUGGUACGAUACAUUUAUCGUCCAUAAGUUUUAAUACACGCGUCAAACUCGUAUAUAUCGUUGACGAUGUCGAGAGUAACUGGCAAAAUAUGCGUAAACACUGGCAUCUAGAGAACGUUACUUUCCUAAAUAGCGAGCAAUCCGACAAAGUAUUCCUGGAUCCCAAGUGAGUAAUUGCAUUAAAU
Molecule: messenger RNA, 432 nt
Organism: Formica exsecta
Lineage: Eukaryota; Metazoa; Arthropoda; Insecta; Hymenoptera; Formicidae
Exons: 2
Coding region: 85-417 (110 amino acids)
Source: RefSeq, a predicted model, not a curated record